CCAGCUAGGUUCAUCGGGUUUACUCUGACACCGCUGACUCUAAAGCCACGCCCCUUGGCAGCCACGCUCCCCGCCCCGAACCAAUCAGAGGCGGAUCACGUCGGGCUGUAGCUCCGCCUCUCCCGUGAUUGGCUGCGGCCCGCUACACCUUUAGCCGUGAUUGGCUGCGUGUUACCACCCGCCAGACUGCUCUGAAUUUUGUUUCUGUGUUGUUUUUUUUUUUUUUUUUUUUUCUUCCUCCUCGGCUGCUCUCAGCUGAAGCUCGGUUCUGUUGGCAGAAGCUCGGCGCUCUUCCUCCUCUGCUCUCCUCCGCCUCACUUUCAGCUGCUCUUCCGCCUCCAUGCUCGGCUUCGCGGCGGAGCGCCCCUGGCAGGUUGACCGCGUGAACAAGCAGGCGAUGGCGGCCACGGAGCAGAAGCCGUGCGUCGAGCACCACGACCUGGAGGCCGCCGAGGCGCUGGUCAGCAUGAGCUUCUGGUGUCAAAGGCCACAGAAGCCCCGCCCACUGACCCCCACCUCCGACUCCUGUGACUCCAUCCAGCUGCAACCGGAAGGAGGCGACGCCCCCAAAGACCUGAUCGCCCUGUCCUCACUGUGCAUGACUCCGCCUCACAGUCCAAGCUUUGCCGAAGCCUCGACCACGGCUGUCCUCACCACAACCUCCGCUCUAAGCCCCGCCUCCAGACAUGUCUUGCUCCGCCCCAGUCUUGCAUCCCCCCCGAUCUCCUCACAGACGUCAGCACUCCCACUUCACGCCAAAACCUCCUGCAUGGCUCCGCCCAGCAAAGCGAUGGCCACCAGCGUCAUCCGCCACACGGCCGACAGCCUCGGGGUCCCCGCGCCGCCGCCGCCUCCCACCGUGCUGACGGAAAGGUUUGCCUCGCCUCAACCAGACACACCUCCUGAGGACAAGGACACGCCCCCUUUUAUCCCCACCAGCCCGCCCUCUCCUCCUUCCUCAGUGUCUCCGCCUCACUCCGCCUCUCCGUCUUCCUCCGCCGUCACUUCCUCUCCGCUCCUCUGCCAGGUGUUUCCUGUCAGCAGCCAGACGGGGAUGAUCUCCGCCUUUGUCCAGGCUCCGGUUCAGGUCCAUACUCAGGGGGGCCCCAAGCCCAUCCUGCCCCAGACUCCCCCUCCGGGCUUCGCUCAGCCCCUUCUGGUGGGCUCCACGGUGCCGCAGGGCGCCGUCAUGUUCGUGGUGCCCCAGGCGUCCGUCUCUCAGCCACCGCAGGGCCCGCAGACUGUCAUGACCCUGGGCAACACCAAGCUCCUCCCCCUGGCCCCCGCUUCCGUUUACAUGCCAUCCGGCAGCACCGGCAGCGCAUCGCAGGCUGACUUCUCCCGCAGACGAAACUACGUGUGCACCUUCCCCGGCUGCAAGAAGACCUACUUUAAGAGUUCCCACCUGAAGGCUCACCUGCGCACCCACACAGGUGAAAAGCCGUUCAGCUGCCACUGGGAAGGCUGCGACAAAAAGUUUGCUCGCUCCGACGAGCUUUCACGCCACCGCCGGACGCACACUGGCGAGAAGAAGUUCGUCUGCACCGUGUGCGACCGCCGCUUCAUGCGCAGCGACCACCUGACCAAACACGCCCGGAGACAUAUGACGAGCAAGAGGGCGUCCUCGUGGCCCACAGAAAGCCGGGACCUCGGCAAAGGCGCCCCGCUCAAGAACCAGAACCAGAACAGAGGCCCCGCACUUCCUGUCGGCGUGCUGGUCUCCACCGCCAACUGAAAGACCUGUGGCGCUCACGGGGUCAGCUCAGGACUCGCAGGGUCGGGGCGCAUAUCAGACUCAAACUGUGACCACCAGCUACAACCAGAGCUUCUCCACUGUCUGCUGGUCCGGCCCACGUUUACAAGACCUCAGAACAGGGUCCGACACACCUGGGGAACUUUAAAUAAAAAAAAAGAACUUCCUGUAAAGAUGUCCGUCCGUCCUCUGAGAGAAGCUCAGAUCCAUAAAUCACAUCAAAGUACUACUUUGUACACAUGCACACAAACUCAAAGGUAUUUGUAUAAGAUCCAAGUGCUGCCAUAACCCGGACACAGAACCGGGUCCGCCAGCGGAGCGUCCCCCCCACCCCGACGCCGCUCCGCCCUGCUCAGGACAUUUUCUUACCACAACCACAAAACUCUCUGCAAAAAGGAAGGAGGAGGAGACCAAGACCACAGGCUGCUAUUCAUCCACACAGAAACCAACAAAACCUGACGUUGCACUGGAUUUUUUUACUCCAACUUUACAUGUUUUUAUACUCUCUCAUGUAUAAUCAUGUUUACUUCAUGUGUACAUGUCACAUUUAGCAACGUGUACGCACACUGUUUGUUUGCCAAAGCUUCUGUAUCGUGCUUUUUGUUAUUAGGCGACUUGUUUUUAUUUGACUGACUGUAAAUAUUGUACAAAUACUGAUAUCUAUAUGAAUGUUACGUGUAUUCCAGUCUCCAUCUAAUGACGAGUUAUUUUGUUUUUGUUUUUUUAUGUCAGUGGACAGUAUUCAUCACUGUGAUACUACCUACCUUUGUUUUACUCAUUAUUAUUAUUUAAUAAACAUUUGUUAAGGAAAAGUGUUUUUAUUAUCAUGAUUUGGCCCAUAUUGUAGCCAGUAAGAGAAUACCUCAUGUUUUUAAAUGUUAUUCUUAAAUGACAACUAAAAUCACAAACAAUCCCAUUUCCAUACAUUUGCUUGUGAACAAUAUAGCUUUUAUAAUAAAACUUUACCAAGAAUA
Messenger RNA from Austrofundulus limnaeus, 2727 nucleotides. It is a transcript of the gene klf11a, whose product is annotated as Kruppel like factor 11a. The record is from RefSeq and is a predicted model, not a curated record. Gene Ontology annotation, molecular function: RNA polymerase II cis-regulatory region sequence-specific DNA binding; DNA-binding transcription factor activity, RNA polymerase II-specific. The coding region runs from base 341 to 1735 and encodes 464 amino acids. NCBI's taxonomy places the organism in Eukaryota, Metazoa, Chordata, Actinopteri, Cyprinodontiformes, Rivulidae. The transcript is spliced from 4 exons. Gene Ontology annotation, biological process: regulation of transcription by RNA polymerase II.